Messenger RNA from Sebastes umbrosus (honeycomb rockfish), 1564 nucleotides. Its product is annotated as acidic mammalian chitinase-like. Gene Ontology annotation, biological process: chitin catabolic process; carbohydrate metabolic process. Gene Ontology annotation, molecular function: chitin binding; chitinase activity. Gene Ontology annotation, cellular component: extracellular region. Bases 1 to 1494 code for a protein of 497 amino acids. The transcript is spliced from 11 exons. NCBI's taxonomy places the organism in Eukaryota, Metazoa, Chordata, Actinopteri, Perciformes, Sebastidae. The record is from RefSeq and is a predicted model, not a curated record.
AUGACCAAGCUCACUCUUCUAGCAGGCUUGUGCCUGGUGAUGUGCCAGCUGGCAACCGCCUCCCAGAUGGUGUGCUAUUUCACCAACUGGUCCCAGUACAGACCCGGGACUGGGAAAUACAUGCCCCAAAAUCUGGAUCCCUUCCUGUGCACCCAUGUGAUUUAUGCUUUCUCCAUCAUCAACAACCAAAACGAGUUGGUUACCUAUGAAUGGAAUGACGAGACCCUGUACAAAACCUUCAAUGGCCUGAAGAGCAAGAACCCUAGUCUGAAGACCUUACUGGCUGUUGGUGGAUGGAACUUUGGCUCAACUCAGUUCUCCAUCAUGGUGUCUACACCAGCAAACCGUCAGAAGUUCAUCCAGUCUUCUAUCAAAUUCCUGAGGACUCAUGGAUUUGAUGGUCUUGAUCUGGACUGGGAGUACCCUGGAUCUCGUGGAAGUCCCCCAGUGGACAAAAUGAGGUUCAGUCUGCUCUGCAAGGAACUUGUUGAAGCCUACGCAGCUGAAGCCAAGUCCACCGGCAAACCUCAGCUCAUGCUGACUGCUGCAGUGUCUGCUGGAAAGGGAACCAUCGAUGCUGGAUAUGAGAUUGCUGAGAUUGCCAAGCAUCUGGACUUCAUCAAUGUGAUGACCUAUGACUUCCAUGGAGCUUGGGAGCGAUCCACUGGACACAACAGCCCACUGUUCCGUGGCUCACAUGACAGUGGUGACCUCAUCUACUUCAACACUGACUAUGCCAUGAAAUACUGGAGAGACAAAGGUACCCCAGUGGAGAAGCUGAGGAUGGGAUUUGCUGCUUAUGGUCGCACCUUCCGUCUGACAUCAUCAAACACUGGCGUUGGAGCCCCAGCUAGUGGUGCCGCAUCAGCCGGACCAUUCACACGUGAAGCUGGAUUCUGGUCCUACUAUGAGAUCUGCACCUUCCUGAAAGGCACCACCAUUCAGUGGAUUGAUGACCAGAAAGUUCCCUAUGCCAGCAAGAACAAUGAGUGGGUGGGAUUCGACACCAGGAAGAGCUAUGAAAUCAAGGUCCAGUACAUGAGGGACAUGAAGUAUGGCGGUGCCUUUGUGUGGGCCUUGGAUCUAGAUGACUUUAAAGGAGAGUUCUGUGGACAGGGAAGCCAUCCCCUGCUGUCCCAUUUGCGCAAACUCAUCAAUUCUGAGAUGCCUCCACUUCCAUCAACUACAACCAAGAAACCUGGUGUUGUUACCACAGCAUCAGCCACUACCACAACCUCCAAACCUGCUGUUACCACUCCCAGACCAAUCCCCACAAAAACCACCAAACCCAGUGGCACCACCACUGCUCCAUCCACCAAGACCACUAUCCCCAUCCCAGGACGCGGCUUCUGCAAAGACAAGCCCGACGGCAUGUACCCCAACCCGGCGGACAAGGCCACCUUCUACAUGUGUGCAGGUGGCCGAACCUAUCUGAGGAGCUGUGGCGUCGGCACUGUCUUCGAAGACAGCUGCAAGUGCUGUGUGUGGCCCUAAGUGUUAACUAGUGUAAGACUGUCACUGACUGACAUGUCAGUACUGACUCUAUAAGCUGAUUGCCUCUGGG